Lactuca sativa (garden lettuce) is the source of this 477-nucleotide messenger RNA. The record is from RefSeq and is a predicted model, not a curated record. NCBI's taxonomy places the organism in Eukaryota, Viridiplantae, Streptophyta, Magnoliopsida, Asterales, Asteraceae.
AUGCACUACAAGAAUUGUAAUAGAAAGGGGCAUACUGCCCAUUUCUGUAAGAAGCUGGCGCAACUUAUUUCUCAAGUCCCUACCACAGGAGUGAAAUGUUACGAAUGUGGGGAAAUAGGACAUUUCAAGAGAAAUUGUCCUAAUUUAAAGAAUGUGAGUGGCACUGGGCGAGUCUUGGCGAUUGGCUAUGAAGAAGAAGUAGUGGAUCCUAAUGUGGUGACUGGUACGUUCCUUCUCAACGAUUCUUAUGCAUGCAUUAUCUUCGAUACCGGUGCAGAAAAAAGUUUCGUAAGCCAUAAGUUCAAACACAUUCUAAAACAAAAUCCCAAAGCACUAAAAGAUACAUUCACCAUUGAGAUGGCCAACGGGAAAAAUGAGAAAACCAAUGACAUAUACAUAGGAUGCACACUUACUCUAAAUAACCAUUCAUUCCAAAUUGACCUUAUGUCGGCUCAAUUAAAAGUUUUGACGUCAUAA